GUAUAUGUGUAUAAUUUUUUUCAAGCCAAUUGUUUUUUCAUAGUGCACGUUGCACUGUAAAUACAACGGCGGGAAGGGAAACAAAGCGUAGCGGAGGAGGGAGGAGCAGUAGGAGGCGCCAUGCAGGAGGAGGUAUCGAAUUUUGGCCAAUCAAAAAAAGGUGACUUGUGUGGACGUCAUUAGCAUGUGGGUCUGUAAAUAGAGCGGGCGCGAGGCGGGCGUUAGUCAUUUUCUGUUCGUUUAUUCGACAAGCAGCAUCAUGCCCGAUCCAGCCAAGACCGCGCCCAAGAAGGGAUCAAAGAAAGCCGUGACCAAGACGGCCGGCAAAGGAGGCAAGAAGCGCAGAAAGUCCAGGAAGGAGAGCUACGCCAUCUACGUGUACAAGGUCCUGAAGCAAGUGCACCCUGAUACCGGCAUCUCAUCCAAGGCCAUGGGCAUCAUGAACUCCUUCGUGAAUGAUAUUUUUGAGCGCAUCGCCGGUGAGUCUUCUCGUCUGGCUCAUUACAACAAGCGUUCCACUAUCACCUCCAGGGAGAUCCAGACCGCCGUGCGCCUGUUGCUUCCCGGCGAGCUGGCCAAGCACGCCGUGUCCGAGGGCACAAAGGCCGUCACCAAGUACACCAGCUCCAAGUGAAGCGCGUUACCGCCGUCUUCA
Messenger RNA from Ictalurus punctatus (channel catfish), 655 nucleotides. Its product is annotated as histone H2B. Gene Ontology annotation, cellular component: nucleosome. The transcript has a single exon. Gene Ontology annotation, molecular function: protein heterodimerization activity; DNA binding; structural constituent of chromatin. NCBI's taxonomy places the organism in Eukaryota, Metazoa, Chordata, Actinopteri, Siluriformes, Ictaluridae. Bases 260 to 634 code for a protein of 124 amino acids. The record is from RefSeq and is a predicted model, not a curated record.